AGGUGAGCCGGGCACCAAUCACACAGCUUCGAAAGCGCUCACGAGAUCGCUGAAUCACGGGCGCGUCACCGAAGCCAUCUCCACACGCUUGCUGCGGCUCCAGGCCGUCAGAUGUCGCCUGGUUAGCGUGGUCCGAUGGCAUGUGAAAGCCCUCGACCUCCGUUACAAGCUAUUAAUCCUCGGCAUCCGGCAUUGUUCUCUCUGUAACACCUUUUUGUAGGAGUGCACCCUCUUUUUCUUUCCUUCAAUCUUCUGUUCAUUGCAUCACAGCAGCCAUGUCGCAGCGAUUCUCUACCGCCGAUGUUGCGUCGCACAACAAGGUCGACAACCUCUGGAUCAUUGUUGAUGAGGAUGUGUACGACUUGACCAAGUUCCAAGAUGAUCAUCCCGGCGGAAAGAAGAUUCUGCAACGUGUCGCAGGCAAGGACGCAUCGAAGCAGUUCUGGAAGUACCAUAACGAGAGCAUCCUCAAGAAGUACCAGAAACAACUUCAAGUUGGGUCAUUGGACUCCAAAGCGGCACCUCCAACUCCGCCAGCGACUCCUCCGCCGCAAGAAAAGGAGCUAGUCAAGCCGGAAGCGAACUCAGGCGUUGUUGCUCCUCAGCCAACUGCAGAGGCCGAAGAAGCCGAGGCGUUGGACCCCUACGGCGACCUCAUCCCAUACGCUGAUCCUUCAUGGUACCAGUCGUACCAUUCGCCCUACUUCAAUGAAUCCCAUGCAGCGCUCCGCGAUGAAGUCCGACAAUGGGUGGACGAGAUGAUUCAACCCAACGUGACCGAAUGGGACGAGGCGAAAAAAGUGCCAGAUGAGAUAUACAAGCAAAUGGGCGACCGCGGCUAUCUUGCCGGUCUGCUCGGCAUGCACUUCCCCACACAUUUGACGGACAAGCGCGUAAAGAGCGUUGCCCCAGAAAAGUGGGAUCUAUUCCACGAGAUGCUACUAACCGACGAGCUCUCGCGCAGCGGCAGUGGUGGUCUCGUCUGGAACCUCAUCGGUGGAUACGGCAUCGGUGCUCCGCCACUGUUCAAGUUCGGAAAGAAGGAGCUUGUUCAACGCAUUGGCCCUAAGAUUCUCAGCGGUGAAAAACGCAUCUGUCUUGCCAUUACUGAACCCGAUGCUGGUAGCGACGUUGCGAAUCUCGGCUGCGAAGCCAAACUUUCCGAAGACGGUAAAUACUACAUUGUCAACGGCGAGAAGAAGUGGAUUACAAACGGUAUCUGGUGCGACUACUUUACCACUGCUGUGCGAACAAGCGACAAGGGCAUGAAUGGAGUCUCUGUGCUGCUCAUCGAGCGCGAGGCUGGCGGUGUAUCAACGCGACGAAUGGACUGCCAGGGAGUGUGGUCCAGCGGUACUACGUACAUCACAUUUGAGGACGUCAAGGUGCCUGUCGAAAACUUGAUUGGCAAAGAAAACCAAGGCUUCAAGGUCGUCAUGACCAACUUCAACCACGAGCGCAUUGGUAUCAUCAUCCAAUGUCUCCGUUUCUCCCGCGUCUGCUACGAAGAAUCGAUCAAAUAUGCGCACAAGCGAAAGACCUUUGGCAAGCGCCUCAUCGACCACCCUGUCAUCCGUCUCAAGCUCGCCCACAUGGCUCGCCAAAUCGAAGCCUCCUACAACUGGCUAGAGAACCUCAUCUUCCAGUGCGAGAAGAUGGGUGAGAUGGAGGCCAUGUUGAAGCUCGGUGGUGCCAUUGCCAGUUUGAAGGCCCAGAGCACAACAACCUUCGAAUUCUGCGCAAGAGAAGCAAGUCAAAUCUUUGGCGGGCUGAGCUACAGCCGAGGAGGCCAAGGUGCAAAGGUCGAGAGGUUAUACAGAGACGUGAGGGCAUACGCUAUUCCUGGUGGUAGCGAGGAGAUUAUGCUUGACUUGAGCAUCAGGCAAGCAUUGAGGGUACACAAGGCGCUUGGCAUGAAGUUGUAGGAUGUAUUAUAUCUGUGUAUGUAAAAGACUGAGUUCUCAAAAACAUUGAAC
Paraphaeosphaeria sporulosa is the source of this 1976-nucleotide messenger RNA. Its product is annotated as acyl-CoA dehydrogenase-like protein. The transcript is spliced from 5 exons. Bases 276 to 1925 code for a protein of 549 amino acids. Gene Ontology annotation, molecular function: flavin adenine dinucleotide binding; oxidoreductase activity, acting on the CH-CH group of donors. The record is from RefSeq and is a predicted model, not a curated record. NCBI's taxonomy places the organism in Eukaryota, Fungi, Ascomycota, Dothideomycetes, Pleosporales, Didymosphaeriaceae.